This is a messenger RNA of Ixodes scapularis (black-legged tick), 4227 nucleotides long. RefSeq names its product putative phosphoenolpyruvate synthase. Lineage: Eukaryota; Metazoa; Arthropoda; Arachnida; Ixodida; Ixodidae. Gene Ontology annotation, molecular function: kinase activity; ATP binding. The record is from RefSeq and is a predicted model, not a curated record. The transcript is spliced from 40 exons. The coding region runs from base 120 to 4088 and encodes 1322 amino acids. Gene Ontology annotation, biological process: phosphorylation.
GAUCAUUCGCGCUUUCGGAACAGCUACGCGAACGGCGUGACGCGAGCGUGGGAGGACUCCGUGAGUCUUGAUUUCGUUUGUGAUUUUUGUCUGUGGCAGUGCCGACGCCGAUCAAAGCGAUGCUCGUCGCCCUGCUGCUUAUCUUGGGAGCAGUGGUACUCUGGUACGGAUUCGCAGCUUCCUUCCUGCACCUUGUGGUACACUCCUGGCUACCGGGACCCGGUGGUGCCUCGUUCUGGCUCAAGUGGGCGCUGCUCAGGCUCCCGGUGGCCCGGUGCCGCCGGCGAGGCCGCUUCCAGUUCUACUCGUACGAGGACUACGACCCGUACAGCUACGGCGUGCUGCCGCCUCCCCAGGAGUCCGCGCUCGAUGGCGUUCAGGAGCACCCUGAAGAUUCGACGCGAUGUUCCCGGUCGGACGACCUCCUGCUGUGGGGCAGCAACGAGAAGGGAGACGUGAUGGUGGCCCGAAUACGACGCCGCGGGCGCAGCCGCACCGCCGAGCCCUGGCUGUACCUGCGCACGGCCGAAGGACAGAGCUACGUCCUCGACAGCGGCGUCGGCAUCCCUGACCUGUCCGCCGGGACCAUGUACGCUGCGGGGGGCUUGCGUCUCGAGCAGCUCGUGCCCAUGCGCAGGUGGAGGGUGGCCUACAACGGCCUGCUCAGGUGCACAACUCAAGGCGGCUUGUUGGUACACGUACAGUUGGGAGUAAUUUGCAACACGACGUCGAACCUCUUGGAGCACAGCGCCGACUUCGACGCCAACUUCGUGGCCCGCCAACUGGCUCGACAAAGCUGGGCCGAGGUCGGUGUUCCGAACGUCAACAGGCUGCUGGACGAAGUGGACUGCUACAUGCAGACCGUGUACUGCACGGGCUCCCUCCAAGUCGAGGGCCUCCAGCAGCGAGAGCUCUUCCUCUGGGGACUACGGAUCAAAAGACAAGAAAAUCUCCGGUUCCCUGUGGAGACACUCGGCGAAAUGAUGGGUCACACCAAGAGCGGCCUCUUGUUGUACUUGCGGGAGGUCAGGAUCCAUGGAGUCACGGAAAGUUAUCAGCUCGGCAUGGUGGGGCUGCCCUCUACUGAAGUGUACUGUCUGCAUGACGUCACGCCCAAGAUUAUGCGUACUGGAACGACCUUUAACGAGGACUUUAGGCUGAGUUUCGGACCCCUUUCGGACAAGUUUCGGUUCAGGGUUCAGGUGGACAGCGAGCUCCUGGACACACAACGCUUGCCCUCGGAGCGAUUCGGGGAGCACGGCGAAGUGAAGCUGGAGCUCCGCCCGUUCCUCAUGAACGACCACGGAGGCUGCCUCGUGUACCUCUCGUCGCCCUGCCCCAGCGAACGCUACGCCAACCCCGUCCCGCCGACCAUUGUUUUGAGGCCACAAAAAGCUUCCUGCCGUGAUCCGGUGGUGAGCCUCGAGGCGGAGGCCUGUCUGGACCCGGGGCUCACGGGUGGAAAAGGAGCCUCUUUGGCUGCCCUCACGAAACUAAGCCGGAGCAAACCUCAGGUGAUCGUUCCCAGGGGAUUUGUGGUGACGACCGUUUCCUACCAAGACUUUGUUGCCGUCGACGCCGUUCAGUCAGCCAUCCGAGAGCUGGAAGAAACCACUUGCUUUACAACGAGCGCAGCAAUAGAGGCUUGCAAGAAAGUCGUGAACGCCCUCGAGUCCACGUCGUUGCCGGAAUCCACUCGGCGUUCUAUUCAAUCCGGCUUGACAGACUUCUUCGGGUCCAAGGCUGAAGAGGUGCUGCUGGCAGUCAGAUCUUCGGCCGUGGGUGAAGACUCCGAGGACAUGUCAGCUGCCGGCCAGAUGGAAACCUUCUUGGCUAUUCGUGGAGCCGAUGAGGUUCUCAAGGCAGUUCAGAAAUGCUGGGCUUCCCAGUUUUCCCACAUUGCGUGCGGCUACAAGAGGCGCUACGGCCAGCCCUUGAACAGCCCGAUGGCGGUGGUGGUACAGGAAAUGGUGCCCUCCCAGGUGGCGGGGGUGAUGUUCACCUGCGAUACCCGGACAGGCAAUCCGCGCAACAUCAUCAUCACAGCCAACUACGGCAUCGGCGACUCGGUGGUUUCGGGCACCACCGAUCCGGACACGGUGAUCCUGGAAAGACUUCCGGGCGGGGCGUUCCGAGUCGACACCAUCCAGAUUGGGACCAAACUACAGCGGACAGCCUUGUCCGAGGAGGGCGGAACUAAACUUGAAUCCUCCAAGGAACACGGAGCCGAAUGUUGCCUGUCAGAAGAGCAGAUGAUGCGGCUGGCCGCUUUGGGAGUAGAGCUGGAAACGGCCUUCUGCGGUCCGAGAGACGUGGAAUGGGCCUUCGCAGACGGAAGACUCUACGUGCUGCAGUCCCGACCGGUGACGUCGUUGCACCAGCAGACGGAUUGCGAGGUUAUUCACGAACUGGACUCGGGAAUUAGAAGCUCGGACGAGUGCCUCUUCAAGGCCAAUAUCGGCGAGGUCAUGAACGGAGCUCAGAGUCCCCUGGGUGCGGCGUUCUUUACGAGCAGCAUGCUGCUCGCUAGCAAGAAAGAAAAGAACACGCUCGGACUCAGUCUACGGAACCCUUACCACGACCGGUUCUUCAUCCAGACCUUGGGAAAUGUCUUCUUUCCAGCGUCAAAUGAGGCCUUCAAAAUGAGCGGCAGCAACCCGCUGCGCAAGGGCUUGGCGUUCGCGAUGCGUGGCGGCAGCCUCGACGAUCCGGACGUGGACCGCCUCAUGCAGGAACGGCGACGACUCCGCUACCAGGCUCCAGGAACCUUCCAGAUUACUCGGAUGAUCAGGGACCUGUGGAAGAGCGAAGAGAUGGUGCGUGAAGCCUACGAAAAGUUUUACAGCUGGAAGCUGCCCGUGGCGGACAUGGCCGACACGCGGCAGAUCUUUGACGAGAUAACCAAAGCCUUCAUGAACCUGUCUCUGACUGCCAAGGUACACGGCGCAUGCAACAUGUACUCAAUCAUGUCGAACAGUGUGGCCGUCACUUUGCUGGCACAUCAGCACGGAGACUGGUCGGACGUUGUCAUCUCGGACUUCGGCAACUUGGUUUCCACCUGCGAAGAUGUCGUCAGCGCAGAAGUGCCCAGUGCUCUGCAGAAAAUGGCGGUCGAAAUAUCGAAAAGCCCCGAGCAAGCCAAGUUCAAGGAAAUGAACGCUGAAGAUGCCCUGGAAUGGUUGCGAAAUGACACCACCGUCAUCGGGAGCCUCUUCCGAGAAUUCUUGGGACGCCAUGGACACAGAUGCAUCAACGAGUUCGACGUCUACUCCAAGACAUGGAGCAUGGACCCAAGUCCCGUGGUCAAGAAUCUCCAGGCUAUGGUUGGUGCUGUGGGAGACUACAAGAAGAAGGACCUGUCUGUUGACGACGCCAUCGAUGGUCUGCACGUCAAGUUCGGACCAGUAAAACGGCAGCUUAUGCGGUGGUUGCUGCAAAAGUGCAGGAAAGGGGUCGGUCUGAGAGAACAUUCCAAGAACCUGAUGGUGAAGAUGACCGACGCGUUCCGGACAGCACUGCGGCACCUGGCGUCCCAGAUGGUGGCCGAGGGUCGACUGCCCGAGGCCGACGUACUCUUCUUCCUCACGCUGCCCGAGAUCGAACAGCUGCUCGCCACACGGUCGCCCAAGCUGGUGGCGAAGGCAGUGCGACGUCAUCGGCUGCACCCGGAACUCAAGAAGAGAGUGUUCCCUGAGCUCUUCAAGGGCAUCCCGCAGUUUCUGAACCAGCACGCGAAGGAGGAAGUCACUCCCGGUAAAAAAUUAUUGAAAGGAACACCGGUGAGUGGAGGCGUGGCUGAGGGACCAGCGCGUGUAGUGCGCUCCAUCGAAGACGCUUCUCACAUCCAGAAGGGAGACGUCCUGGUGGCGUACUGCACCGACAUCGCGUGGAGCCCCUACUUCCCGCUCGUCGCCGGCGUGGUCACUGAGCUGGGGGGCCUCAUUUCUCACGGCGCCGUGGUGGCCCGGGAGUACGGCAUCCCCUGCGUGGUCGGAGUUCACGGCGUUACCGGCACAAUCUGUUCGGGCGAGAGAGUGCGGCUGGACGGGUCUACGGGCGUUCUUCACACCGUUGAUGCUGCUGAAUGAGAUUCGCCCUGCAGACCUGGGAACCGGUCUCCUCCUCUUGGACUUCACGGCAUCGCCCCAUCGACAAUCCAACCUUUUUCUUUUUUUCCUUUUUUUCUUUUUUUAAUAAAGCUGCAGUGCUGCGCUUAUGUCGCCACAA